Messenger RNA from Anastrepha obliqua, 1104 nucleotides. Its product is annotated as trypsin beta-like. The record is from RefSeq and is a predicted model, not a curated record. The transcript is spliced from 5 exons. Bases 1 to 1104 code for a protein of 367 amino acids. NCBI's taxonomy places the organism in Eukaryota, Metazoa, Arthropoda, Insecta, Diptera, Tephritidae. Gene Ontology annotation, biological process: proteolysis. Gene Ontology annotation, molecular function: serine-type endopeptidase activity.
AUGCGAAUUUUUUGUGACCUUUUGAUUUUCAGCCUUAGUCUUCGUUACUCGACCUACGCUACUCCUGUCACCGAACAAUUACCAGCAAAUACUGAAGUUCCAGUUACUGAGGAAGUAAGCGGCGUUGAUGACUGGUUCAACUAUGACGGACGAAUCAUCGGUGGUUUGCCCACUUCCAUACUCAAUUUUCCUUACCAAGUAUCGGUACAGUACAAAGGCCAGCACACUUGUGGCGGUGCCAUCAUACGACCGAAUGUCAUCAUCACAGCAGCCCAUUGCGUUGAACCAACGAUGACGGUGAAUGCAUUUAAAGUGCGCGCCGGCUCCGCGCAGUACGCCUAUGGCGGUCAACUGCGUACCGUGCAGCGCAUUUUUAGGCAUGAGGGUUACUCUUCCACCACCUACAACUACGACGUCGCUCUGAUGCAACUCGAACGAGACUUGAUAUAUUCAAAAGCGGUGCAACCAGUACAAUUGGCAGCGUCGAAUGCACUUUUGUCUGGACGAGCAAAGUUACUUGUCAGCGGUUGGGGCCUCACCAGCGAGACAGGCUAUGUGUCGUCUGUGUUGAACUAUGUGGAUGUGAAUGUGAUCCGUCAGGAGACGUGCGUGCAGAAUUACAAAUAUGUAGUGCCCAUUACGGCGGAAAUGUUUUGCGCUGGGUAUAGUCAAGGUGGCAAAGACUCGUGCCAGGGUGAUUCUGGCGGUCCACUGGUCGCAUACUAUCGCGGCGUGGCAACACUGUACGGCAUUGUGUCGUGGGGUGUGGGCUGCGCACAAAAAGAAUAUCCCGGUGUCUAUGCUAAGGUGUCCGCGUUGAGGCCGUGGAUUGAUGGGAAGUUGGCGAACAUUGCGACCUCGAAAACGUCUGAGUACCGAUUAACGUACCUGAAAACCCCUAAGUACCAAGUUUCAGAGGUGGGGUCAAAAAUUUUAACUUUGAAGUCUCAACAAACACAUGCUGAUCAACUAAAGGUAAUGGUGGAAUAUAUGGAUAAGCUCGAUUCAUUAGCUAAAAAUAGCUUACAGAGUGCAGCUAAUGGCCGUUCGAAGAAGAAAGAGUUAUGCGAUAAGCUAACGGAAUUGUUAAACAGUUAUUGUUAA